GGGCGGAGGUGUUUAGCGGUGGGACCAGGUGAGGAGAUUUCCGGUAGCGGCCUGUCGGCGCGGCCGGAGCCGGUUGAGGGAUCGGUUGCUGGAGGCACCGGGAAUGGUGCGGGAGCGCUUGGUGCUGUCGGUGACAGAGAGGGAGAGCCGAGGAUCAAGAAAGUGCAUCAGCCAUGUUGACUUUAGCAAAAAAACUGAAGCGUGAAGAGGGCAUGAAGGGGAGAAGCAACACAAAUCCGGGGACAGACUCAUCCCGUCGUGUGUCCAUUCGAGAUAAGCUGCUCAUCAAAGAGGUUGCAGAACUUGAAGCAAACCUUCCCAGCACGUGUAAAUUGGAUUUUCCUGAUGCAAACAAACUUUAUUCCUUCCAGCUGAAUGUCAUGCCAGAUGAAGGGUAUUAUCAAGGUGGUAGGUUCCAGUUUGAAACAGAUGUUCCAGAAGCCUACAACAUGGUGCCUCCUAAAGUGAAGUGUUUAACCAGAAUUUGGCACCCCAAUAUUACUGAGACUGGAGAAAUCUGUUUAAGCUUGCUGAGGGAACACUCCAUUGAUGGCACAGGCUGGGCUCCAACCAGAACUCUAAAGGAUGUGGUCUGGGGAUUGAAUUCAUUAUUUACGGAUCUCUUGAAUUUUGAUGAUCCCUUGAAUAUCGAAGCGGCAGAGCAACAUCUGCGUGACAAGGAGGACUUUCGGAGUAAAGUGCAGGAUUAUAUUAGGCGCUAUGCAAGAUGAUCAGAUGAGCUGCCUUGAGGGACACUUUACUUCAAGGUGUAGAAGCCAAGUCUUCUGUCUUCUGAUGUCGAUCAUCAAUUAAACACAGGAUUGAGGCAGUCCAGUAGCAGUGUUGUUAUGAAGAAAGGCUGUUGGUGCUACUUUGAAUUCAGCGUCAAUGCAGCACAGCAAGUGAUGGGCAACUUUGGGCUAAGAUUCAAGAAUAAUUACUCUUAUUGUGGCAAAAUAGUCGAGUUUUCUUCAAUUAUAAGGAUUGUACAGAGCAUCUGGGGUCUGUCUCUUUACUGAGUGAAUCAAAAAGGACAUUUUUCUCGUGUAAUCUGGUGUGGUAUGGAAACCACAAUAUUUUGCAACAAAAUGUCUUAAGACAGAAGUGUUUAAUUGAAGCAUUAACAGCAUGUGGCUUGCAAAUAUUAAACAACUGUGUGUGGAAAAUCCAGUGAGCAACACAUGAGCCAGUGUCUCAGUCCUCACUUGGGACACUGCCUUAAAUAAAUUGUACGCAUUACUUGGCC
This is a messenger RNA of Stegostoma tigrinum, 1246 nucleotides long. It is a transcript of the gene ube2f, whose product is annotated as ubiquitin-conjugating enzyme E2F (putative). Gene Ontology annotation, molecular function: NEDD8 transferase activity. NCBI's taxonomy places the organism in Eukaryota, Metazoa, Chordata, Chondrichthyes, Orectolobiformes, Stegostomatidae. Gene Ontology annotation, cellular component: nucleus. Bases 174 to 731 code for a protein of 185 amino acids. The record is from RefSeq and is a predicted model, not a curated record. The transcript is spliced from 10 exons. Gene Ontology annotation, biological process: protein neddylation.